Mercenaria mercenaria is the source of this 312-nucleotide messenger RNA. RefSeq lists its product as uncharacterized. NCBI's taxonomy places the organism in Eukaryota, Metazoa, Mollusca, Bivalvia, Venerida, Veneridae. The record is from RefSeq and is a predicted model, not a curated record. Bases 1 to 312 code for a protein of 103 amino acids. The transcript is spliced from 3 exons.
AUGGAGACGUUGGUAUUCAAGGUGGAGGUGGCGAGCGAAUGUGGUGGCUUUGGUUGCGGCGGUGGUGGUGGCGGCGGUGGUAGUGGCGGCGGUGGUGGUGGCGGCGGUGGUGGCUGUGGCGGUGGUGGCGGCGGUGGUGGUGGCGGUGGUUGUGGCUUCGGCGGUGGUGGCGGCGGCGGUGGUGGCAGCGGCGGUGGCGGUGGUGGCGGCGGCGGUGGUGGCGGCGGCGGCAGUGGUAGCGGCGGCGGCGGUGGUGGUGGCGGCGGCGGCGGUGGUGCUCUGCCAAUCAAGCGUUUACAAACCAAAAAGUGA